AUGAUCAGUAUAAAAGAGCAAGCCAAGUGGCGUAAUCGAAAGAUAUUUAUUUCCCAAAAUGUGUUAGCAAGCUGCUCUUUUGAUUUAACAUUUCAAUAUGUACUAGCGGGGUGGGAGGGAUCCGCAUCAGAUUCACAAAUACUGGCAGAUGCUCUUAACCAACAACACAAAUUAAUUGUCCUAGCAGGCAAAUAUUACUUAGUAGAUGCUGGUUUUGCGAAUGCGCCGGGCUUUUUGGCACCAUUCCGUGACAUUCGGUAUCAUCUAAAAGAAUUUAGGCAAGGCAAAUAUUACUUAGUAGAUGCUGGUUUUGCGAAUGCGCCGGGCUUUUUGGCACCAUUCCGUGGCAUUCGGUAUCAUCUAAAAGAAUUUAGGCAAGGUUGUCAACCUAGGACAAAGGAAGAGUUGUUUAAUCUUCGCCAUUCCUCAUUGUGGAAUGCUAUAAAACGUGCUUUUGGAGUAUUGAAGGCACGAUUUCCCAUAUUGAAGAUUGCUUCAGGCUAUCCUUUAAAUACACAAGUCAAUAUAGUCGCAGCAUGUUGUAUCCUACAUAAUCAUAUUAUCAAUGAAAAACGUGAUCAAGAGCUUGAUUUUGAAAAUAACAAUGAUAUUGGUAAUGGUGAAGAUGAAAGUGAGAUGCAUGAAGAUGAAGGUAAUGAGAGUAGUGAAGAUGAGAAUGAAUGCGACUUCCGAAAUGAAUCUGCGGCUGCUAGGAGGGAAAAACAAAGAUGGAGGGAAUUUCGACUUGGACUUGCGUCGGCUAUGUGGGAAUCAUAUAAGCUAGAACAAAACAUCAAUUAG
Magnolia sinica is the source of this 801-nucleotide messenger RNA. RefSeq lists its product as uncharacterized. The transcript has 3 exons. NCBI's taxonomy places the organism in Eukaryota, Viridiplantae, Streptophyta, Magnoliopsida, Magnoliales, Magnoliaceae. The record is from RefSeq and is a predicted model, not a curated record. Bases 1 to 801 code for a protein of 266 amino acids.